UGACCGCAAAGGCUCAGACUCAGGUAGGAGGCAAGUGAAGAGCAUGUGUUGAAAUGUCAACUGUGUUGAAGGCUUUUGAAAGUGCUGUGCUCAGACCUGACUGAAACCUUUGGAAGGCAUUAGGCAGAAAAUCUAAUAUCUGGGCCUUUGGCUAGAAGCGAGAGCUAAAAUGAAGAACUGACAGGUGCAGGUUACAGUUCAAAGGGAAAGGAGCGUUGGACCGCAGCAUGGGAUUGAGGCUCCAGACCCGGGGUUCCUGAAGUGAAACCAACUCUUCUGGCUGUGCAGAACCAACUCCCUGUACCAUGGAGGUAGUUACAGUGGGGAUAAAGAUGCCUACCUUGAUGUCUCGGUGAAAGAUACUUUUCAAAUCAAGCUCUGCAGCUGCUUCCACAAGUUGCUUGAAAAUGAACUUUGCCUCUUCAUCCUGCAAGAAACCCCCUUUGGCCUCUGCGUAAUCGCGCAGGUUGCUCACGGGAACCGGGCGUUCCAGGACCAGCACGAGCUCUUCCUGGAGUUCAUAAUAAUCCAACAGGGAUAUAGUUAUCGAUCUCCCCUCUGGCUCUCCGUCUCCACAGGCCACUUUGUCCAUCACAACCACUUCAGAAGGAACCAUCAUGUUUCUGUGCAACACUGAUUUCCGGAAGAUGUUCUUCCUGGGGAUGCGUUUGAUUGCCACCGGGGCAUGGUCAACUCUCCUGUACCCGGUGUAGACGGAUGCAUGACCGCCUCUGGCCAGCAAGUCUGACUGACAAUAUUUAGCUUCGAAAUCCAGCCUCCUAGUUUCACCUGCCAGGAGCGGAUGCGGCGCUAUAUUCUCGGCGGCAGCCCUGGCAGGGCCCAGCUCUCUGGCCGGCUCCCUGCUCUCACUGCUCCGGUGUCUCCUGCUGGCCAGAUCAUCCUGACAUGAAGCGCUUCUCUUCCUCUUCCUUGUCCUGAGGUUGUACUUGCAGGUGUUGGGGAAACCGCUGCACCUCUCCAAGUUUUCGGUCACAUCUCUUUGAAAAGAGGAUGUGUGAACGCUCAUAUCAGGGUCGAUCGAUCACGCAAAUCAGUUCAGUACGAGAUAAUGAACCAAUGACCUGUGUCGCUGGGACACCUGCAUACGUUGGUUAUAUAUCUUUUACAUCACAGGAGCACUUCACAGGUCUACCUGUAGUGUUUAGCCACUCAGUACUUUCAUCCUUUAUUAGAAAUCAUUAAAGGAGGCAGGAGCAACCUGGUUCUUUUCCCUUUAUCGACUCCUUAAGGCUCCUGACCAAGACGUCCCGGCUGACACUGAACUGAAACAGUGUCCGGGGUUUGGCUGUCCGCAUGUGACCUUAACUUCAUAACCUUCAGUCAAGGUCAGAUCUCCAAGAGUGGAAGUAGCACCAUGGAGACCCAGUACAUAUUGGCAAAAGUAAAAAAAAAAAACUGUGCAACAUUGACUUACAUCUGUCGCGCUUCAUCCAAGAAUCCAAGAAUGGUUUCUUGGUGUCCAUCACCGUGCCCGAUCUCUAGCCCUCCACCCUUUGUCACAGCUGUUGUUUGUUCCACAUUAGCAGUUGAGCUUGUUCAAAAGAAGAUAACCCUCACAUGACCAUACCUUACAGUAGACGACGGCGACAAGAAACCUUUCAGCUGCUCUCAGUGGCCCAGGCAUGCACACCGGGUCAACGGGUCACACCAAGGUGUCCCUCCCGACUCAGCGACUGUGAGUGAAUGCCAUGUCCAUGACCCAGUCUGGUGUCACACAACAAAGUCUUCCAGAACAUUUAUAAAAUGUGUGUUCAUUCCUUCUCCUUUGAUGAGAAAUAAGGUCAGAUAUUCAUAAAAGUGAGCGGUUUCAAAGCGAUUUCUUGGAGAUCGCACGAUUCAUUUGACGACGCUUGGCCCCCGCUGGGCUGUUGAGCGUGAGACGCCAGUAUGGGUUGUUUCGUGUCAAGGACUCGCAGGAAAUGUAGAUUGAGCGAAGCGUCGAUUUGGGACACGGAUGUUGAGAAUGAACCAGAACCCAAGGUCUAUAAGCAAUAUCAGCACAGCACAGAGACGACAGAGUGGGAGCGCUUCGAGGGCAGAUACUGCCAGCUGGAUCUGUUGGCCAUCGGCGGGAAUGCGUCUGUCUACGCCGGUUACAGGAAAGGAGACAAAUUCCCUGUGGCGAUUAAACACAUUCCGAGGGAAUAUAAAGAGGUCGCCCCAAACAGAGGAACGAUCCCAGUGGAGGUGGCCGUGAUGAAGGAGCUGGCGAUGGGUGACGCUGAGAAGUCCGCCUUCAUUUCACUCCUGGAUUAUUACGAACUGAAGAAAGAGCUCAUACUGGUUUUGGAGCGUCCAGUGCCUGCUGUGGACCUCUACGAGUACGUCAAGGUCAGGGGAGACGGCAUGAAAGAAAAGAAAGCUCAGCAGAUUUUCAAGCAACUGGUGAUGGCUGCAAUCACGCUUCACUCCAAGAACAUCUUCCACCGUGACAUAAAGAUGGAGAACGUCCUCAUCCAGAGCAGAACGGAUGUCCCGCGAGUGAGACUGAUCGACUUCGGUCUCAGCUGCUUCACAAAAGACGACAUGUCAAGCAAUUUCUUCUGCGGAACCUCCAUCCACGUGCCACCCGAACUGAAGGACUGCGACAGCUACAGGACGGUCCCCAUCACGGUUUGGCAGGUCGGGGUGGUUCUGUACGAGAUGCUGCACAGUGACAGCCUUUUCAAGACCUCCAAGUUCCUGAAGAAUGAGCUGACGGUCAGAGAGAAUUUGUCUCAGGGUUGUCGCGAAGUGAUCCGCCUCUGUUUAGCGAGGGACCCUCAAGAGCGCCCCUCUCUGGACGAGCUCCUGCUGCAUCCCUGGCUGAAAUGAUGCACAACGGGUUUUGCAGUUGAACACACAUUUUUGCCGCCCAUGUUCCAUUAAAGACUCACCAGACCCCCAGUCUCUGACGGAUCUCGUUCUCUUGACUUGUGAUUGUAUCGUGGUGUUGGCUCGCUGCGUACAAGAGGGUUCCUAACUUGUUCUCUGUGAGAUUGAUUUUGUUUCCUUACUCUGACCUGACUGUCAGAAAGGCUCCUUUCAACGGCAAAACCUUACAGGAAGGAAGUGGAUUAUUAUAGGGCCAAACAAUUGGUCCAACGGGGUCCAACUGAGGCCACUCUUGUCCUGGGGGUGUAUUGUAAUAUGUAUCAUUCUUAUUCUGCAGACGACGGAGGGACAGAUUUUCAGGUCACAGUGAGUCCUCACUCUCUGAACUGUAAUAUUUAUGCAGCUACACAUGAAACCAGGCAGGUCCCCGACGUGCUUUUACCAUCCUCUCACUCCACAGUUGGUCCAGCGUGUGGGACAAGCUCUACAGCACAGGGUCACAGUGAACAGGUUGAACAGUGUCAGCUAAUGUUUGCUGGCUCCUACCGUUGAUAAUUUAGUACAUUUAGUAUCUGGCUUAGCACCAGAGCAGUCGGAUUCUGCUGUAACGUCAUACAUGCCGCGUUUCAUUUG
This is a messenger RNA of Synchiropus splendidus (mandarinfish), 3468 nucleotides long. RefSeq names its product serine/threonine-protein kinase pim-3-like. Gene Ontology annotation, biological process: regulation of mitotic cell cycle; negative regulation of apoptotic process; protein autophosphorylation. Lineage: Eukaryota; Metazoa; Chordata; Actinopteri; Syngnathiformes; Callionymidae. Gene Ontology annotation, cellular component: cytoplasm. Gene Ontology annotation, molecular function: protein serine/threonine kinase activity; ATP binding. The coding region runs from base 1909 to 2835 and encodes 308 amino acids. The record is from RefSeq and is a predicted model, not a curated record. The transcript has a single exon.